AUGAGCAAGGAAGCCCAGUGCCAAAAUUUUCAAAACAACGUGUUCACUCUGCAUGUUGAUCUCCUUGAACACAAAACGGCUGUCCACGCAGGGCUGUCAACCCCUUAAGUCUUCAAAUACAGAGAAAUGGUAGAUGACGUCAUAAUGCACUGCCCAUGACGUCAUUUCGCCAAAAGAUGUUGUUGGAAUUGUAACAUUUGACCUGAUUGGUUUACUUGCCACCAAUCAUGUUAUUGCUUAUAUUUUAAUGGCAUACCGGAGUUUAAAAGAAAAUGUUCAAUGUUAAUAAAAUAGCUCAAACAAUGCAAAAUAUUCGAAAUUUCAUCGUCAGAAAGUCGAGUCUACAAGAAAUGGCAAACUUUGGUGAUUAUUAGGGAGAUUUCAGACUCUAAUCUGGAGACCGGGAGGUACGGUUCAAAAUCUGGAGUCUCCCGCAUUACCUGGGAGAGUUGACAGCAGCAUCCACAGCCCUGAGAUAAGAAAGUCAUUCAAGGAAGCCCAAAGAAAAGGCGAAACAAAGCAGAAUAAAGCCAUACUGGUGCUUUUCAAGUGUGUACAGUGGCUGUGUAUGGCAAGUAUCCCGCUAGUAAAAUUCAAAUUGCUACUGGCACUUCUUCAUGAUUUGGGGCUUGACGACAUAGCU
Porites lobata is the source of this 643-nucleotide messenger RNA. Lineage: Eukaryota; Metazoa; Cnidaria; Anthozoa; Scleractinia; Poritidae. The record is from the annotation of a GenBank genome assembly.